This is a messenger RNA of Temnothorax curvispinosus, 2855 nucleotides long. RefSeq names its product zinc finger protein 37A. The coding region runs from base 389 to 2764 and encodes 791 amino acids. Lineage: Eukaryota; Metazoa; Arthropoda; Insecta; Hymenoptera; Formicidae. The transcript is spliced from 5 exons. The record is from RefSeq and is a predicted model, not a curated record. Gene Ontology annotation, biological process: regulation of transcription by RNA polymerase II. Gene Ontology annotation, molecular function: DNA-binding transcription factor activity; RNA polymerase II cis-regulatory region sequence-specific DNA binding.
CUCAAACCACCCUUCUAUAUUUAGACUUCGAGGUGUGAGAAUUUUGUAACGCGUCAGAGUUUGACAAUUCAUAAAACUAUCGGAGUAACUGUUAAGGCAUAUCCCGAACCUCCACUUUACAUCACUAGGUCAAGUUCAAGCGUAACCUCGGGAACUUCAAUCGGACUACAAUGUCAGCUUUAAAUUACACAAUCAUACUGUUUAUCGUUGCAAUUUUACGACCGCGCAAAGUUUGGUCGACUACCUGUGAAUAUAUUAAAACCAAUCGGUGUCAUACAGUCAUAAGCGCAAAGAUGCGCCACGUUUUAUAGAGACUAGCAAAGACGCGUGAUACACGCGCACGAUAGAGAAACAAUACGAGAGAUUCCGUGGUGGCCGAAUACGCAAAAUGUGCGCACGAGUUCUGACGUGUCCGCUGUGCUCGCAACCCGGAUUCUUGACGCUUGACGCGUUACGAGCCGGACUUGUAAGUGUAGCGACUCGACCCCUCAUAUGUCCCGUCUGUAAUGAGGUACUGUUAGGGAUAGAUAAAUUAACUAUACAUCUAUUUGGUCACACAAUCAAUCUGAGCAGCGGUACAGCAGAAUCGUCUAAAUUUGCGGAUGUUGCUGCCGCCGAUAGGCAUCUGGUCGCCGUCCAUAACGCGCACAACGUUGCUCCACAGGACUGGGAUACAUUGAAGCAAUUAGGCAAAGCUGUAAGUGGCAACAAAAGAACUUGCAUAGAGCCGUCAGAUUCUGGUGUGUCAAAUGUAAGAAACGAUGUCUCUGUUGUAAACUCCCAGCCUAAAACGCAAAGCCAAAAUUCAUCGAUGAGAGGCGCGAGUCAAUCAGAUUACAGUCGUAACGUGAACAUCCUUCCGCAAUCAGACGGGAAUCACAACGCAGCCCAGAGAACGACCGCAAAUCUGCAACAAGGAACAUUGAAAAAAAAUUGUGCGACGCAAUAUUUUUGUAACGACAAUAUCAAACACUUGAACGUACCCCAGGAAGCUAUACAGGCGGAGAAAACGACUAUAUCAGAUUUAAUUAUUGCGACAAAGGUGGCAGGGACUGAAGAUGCCAACGUCUAUCGAGAUAUUGGAAGGGAAUGCAUCGAAUCGAACAGCGGCCAAUGUGUCAUAAAGGAAAGACUGAUGAUAAGAGAUUUACUUGAGGAAGAACGUGACCCUAAUUUCCAACCAGUCCAGAAUGUAAUGGCAAAUGUUUGCGCGAAAGAGCCACCAGAGGAGCACAAUGGUACGGAGAACUUGCCUGAUACGAGGAAAACGAAUGUCGGGGAUCAAAAUAAAAAUUUAGACCACAGGCAAAUAGUGCCUCACACGCAACCAAGUACCAGAGCCUUCCGUACGAUAGCGCCGAAAGAAAAAACGGAAAGAUGUAACAUAUGCGGUUUUCACUUUCCUGACACCAACAUCUUGGCUUUGCAUAAACAAUUAGUGCACGAACAGGACUCGAGCAAUAGCUUAGAGAAAGUUCCUAAGAAUUAUUCUUGCCAUCUGUGCUCCAAGGUAUUUAAAAUGCGAGGCAGUUUAAUGGUGCAUAUGAGAGUGGCGCAUAUCGGACAUAAUUUAGGUUCUUUUUCUAAAGACGACCAAAUUGAAGUCGCAUGCCCAGGCGACGCUGGAUACACGUGUCCCACAUGCGGAAAGAAAUUCAAGAAAGAGCAACAUGUGAUACAACAUUUGAAGACCCACGAGGGCAAACAGUGGGAGUGCGACACUUGCAGUAAGAUGUUCACGACCAAGUAUUUUCUGAAGAAGCACAAACGGCUGCACUCAGGAGAGAUGCCGUACAAGUGUAAAAUAUGCGACAAGAGCUUCACCUUCCAGCAAUCGUAUCAUAAACACAGACUUUAUCACAAGGAUGAUAAGCCGCACACCUGCACGACUUGCGGUAGAUCGUUCAAAGAACUCUCUACGCUACACAAUCACGAGAGGAUUCACACCGGGGAGAAGCCGUUCGCAUGCGAGACAUGUGGAAAAUGUUUCCGUCAGCGUGUUUCGUACUUAGUCCAUCGUCGAAUUCACACAGGAGUGAUGCCUUAUAAAUGCACAAUGUGUGGCAAAAGCUUCCGAUACAAGGUGAGUCAAAGAACUCAUAAAUGCCCCGUGCAAACAUCGGGCACUGCUCAGCAAUUGAUACCAGAUACCCGGGAGGCUGAGAACGGAACAGUCGGGCCGCAGACCGUCGACAUCCUGCAAGAAAGUCAAUCGAUGACGAACACCGCCGACAACGAGGAAAACAAAUUCGUGUUGAUAAUAAACGUGCAGGGACAACAUGUUUUAGCACUGCAAUCGGAAAUAAAUAACAUGUCUUCCGAAAGAAAGGAACAAGGCAUUGAAUUUAGAGAUGCUGGUAAUAGUAAUGAGGAUUCGAAGAGCAAGACGUGGGAUACUAAUGAUCUCAAUAGCGUUGGACUCGAGGAGUCGGCGGAAUCGAUUGAGAGGGUGCAAUCGCAUAACGAAAAGAUAGACGCGAAAAGCACGAACGAUUUCUUUUCCAUGGUGAUGUCGCCCCUCGAAAGCAGCAUGUCGUCUCCGACGUUCGAGAUGGAGCACUUGAGAGUAUCAUCGCCUAAGCGUAAAGAGGAUCCGAUAGAUUCUUAUACAGACUUCCCGCAGGUCUCUGACAGCGUGCAAAUAAAUCUAACAGAGCCAGGUAUGGAGCAAGGCUUCAAUCAUAACAAGGAUGUCGCCGAUUCUUUACAAACCAUAAAUGAAGAAUCACUGAAGGAACUACUGUACGGUAUGGAUAGAAAAUGAAGUAAACACGAUACUUAUAACGCGAUAGUACAAACUAACGAUGCAUUAGCAUCCGUCCUAGAUAAAUAUAUAGAGAAUUUGUUCAGAGAUA